This is a messenger RNA of Liolophura sinensis, 11230 nucleotides long. Its product is annotated as protein FAM135A-like. The record is from RefSeq and is a predicted model, not a curated record. The coding region runs from base 138 to 3830 and encodes 1230 amino acids. The transcript has 21 exons. Lineage: Eukaryota; Metazoa; Mollusca; Polyplacophora; Chitonida; Chitonidae. Gene Ontology annotation, biological process: lipid metabolic process.
CAAAAUGGAAGAAAAUGGGAUAAACAACAGUCGAGUGAUGUUGCUCUCCGUUGUUCUAUAAAGAACAACUGAAGAUUGAGAGAACAACAAGGCAAGGAGUUUGGGUACGACGCUAAGGGAUGUCUUAAUUUGGGAAGAUGAAUGAACUACAGGCAACACUUGAAUUUUCGGUUGAGCUCAACAAAUUCUACAAUGUGGAUUUAUUCCAGAGAGGGUAUUAUCAGAUAAGAGUAUCUUUGAAGACUCCACCCAAAUCUCCAGCUAAGAUUGAAGUUAGCUUGCCCAAGAACUCAGAGACACCGUACAUUGUCCCAGCUUGUAUCCUUCAUGGAGUGGCAGCCAGUAAGACAUUCCAGAUCCUGUAUCGCAAUGAAGAAAUCAGCAUCAAUGACACCGUUCUCUACAGACUACAUACACUGGCUGAGAGUGACAAGGUGGAAGAGACACUUGAAAAGAUGGAAUUUCAGCUAGGGAUAGAAUUAUGGUUUGGUGAUGAAGAACAUGGUCCACAGGUACAGGAGAAGUUGGAGUGUGUGAGCCAGAGGGUGCUACUGCUUCAUUUCAGUCCCACCAAAGGCCUGCAUCAUCACGUUCCUGUCAUGUUUGACUAUUUCCAUCUGUGCUGCACGGAGGUCACUGUGCAUGCCACCCUCAUUGCCCUCCAUCAGCCAUACAUCAGUAUGCCCAAUAGACGACCGAGCUCUGGAUGGGCUGGCCGAGGUCAAGAUCAGUCCACACUAGAGAAUAUCUACUUUGGCAACAGACCACUCUCAGGGACAGCCUCAAAGUUUUUCCUCAAAUCUCGACUACAGGAUGCAUGUCAGGUCCACAGGAAAAUCUGCAAGAUUCUCCUUUCUGCAUAUGAAAGUCUACAGUCCAACUUUGAGCUAUAUUUGAGCAAGAUGUCCCCUCCACCAAAUGUUAAACUUGAGCAUGUUGACUGUCACAAGAGACUGGAAUUGAUUCUUGAGGUGUUGCAGGGCUCUCAGGAAGAAGAGGACCUGAUUCAGACUGCAACUACUGAUGUAACCCAGCUGUGUGCAGAGAAUGUGAUUCUGUGGACCCAGUUCCUGGACGCUGUCACUCUCCAGGAGAAAGUCUUGGGGCACCUCUCUCAGGAGCACCAUAAUCUCAGGGUGAAAAGGCUUGCUGAAGCCUUUUUUACAUUUGAAUAUCCAAAGCAAGAAUCUAUAGCCUGUUAUGAGCCUAGUAUUCAUGGUCACAGUGACAUUGCCACGGUUGUGAGGAAUUCCCCCUAUUUCCAGAACAUUGCCCCUCUUCCUGUUGAGUCUCCAGAGGUGGACGGAGACGCCAAUUCCCUCCCUAUCAUUUUUGAAGACAUUUACACAGAUCAUUUUGAUAGCCCAGAACCCUUGACUGCUAGAAAGAAGAAAGCCCAAAAGGAGAACAGCUCAGAAACAGGGAGCUUUUUGACUCCAAAGAUAUCUAGAUCUGAUUCAUCGUCUAGUCACAGUGGAGACUCACCCAAUUUACGCUCCAAGGGAAAGAAAAAGUUUAUAAAAAAUAUCAAACCUGAGGCUUUCAAGCGGCCAUCGUCAACCUACAACAUCAAUGCAGCUGAAAUGGGUCCUGCAGCACGCAAAGACGUUGUUCUUGUUGGUUAUCGGAAGGUACCCCCAGCAGAGUCAGUUCCACGAGUGGAGCCUGUGGAACUGGGCACCUUCAGUCCUAACAUGGCCUCCAUCCUGGACGAGCUGGACUUGUCUGGGGCGGGGCUGGCAAGUAGUUCCUCCAUGCCCUCGCUCUUGGUCCGAUCCUGCUGGAGCCGAGCCAGCAGCAACUCCAUGCCUGAAAUAGAUCCAGAAAGUAGUCCCAACAUGGCAAACAUGGGCUCUAAGGCCGAUAGUCCCACGAGGUCGAAUUCUUCACCUAGAGAAAGCUCAGGGUCCAAGGUAGUGUUACGCCGACAGCAAGAGGCUGCUGUGAAGUCUUCUGAUGGUGUUACUAAAGUAGGUAACCCGGAUUACAGGCAUACCAUGUACGAGCCUAUAACACAGAACUUGUACUCUCAACACUUCAAGGAGACUUCGGCAACUGGGAGCGGCUCAGCUCCCUGUACCCCUGAGCUUCCGCGCACAUCCAAGGAUGAUAACUCUGUCCUGUCCAGUGUGGAUUCUGGGGAAACCUCAGACAAUGUCAGUCAGGAUCUAUCAGCUAUGCAUAUAGGCAAGAAAGAUUAUGAUAAUUUAGCUAAGGGCAUAACACAAGCUUUAGGGGAGGAGGAAGUGGUAGAGGAGGCAAAGUGUAACCUGUCCAGCUCCAGUUCUGACAGCAGCAUCGUCCUAGACAAACUCAUCAAUGGAGAAGUUCUAGAUGACAGUUGCAUGAACUUUGACAAAGACAGUGGCAUUUCUGAAUCGGUGAACAGGAGUGGUGGCAACCUAUCGGAGGCUGGACUUGGGCAAGGGGAGGCAACUGGUGUCAACAGUAUGACAGACGGAGACACAGUGGUUGUUUCUCACAGUGUGAGUGAUUCGUCCAUAUCACAAUCUGGGACUGUCGUGAAUUUGACUGAUUCAAAAUUGCCCACGGACAAGUUGGAGGAUAGUUCUGGUAGUGAAGAAAAGUUAACUUUGAUAGAACUUCUAAAAGAGGAGUACGUCAAAUUGCAACAGGAAGGUUCACUUUCGGAUAGCGCCACUGAGGAAGUGUGUGCGAACAGACGUCAGAAUUCAUUAAAGAGCAAUGUCAAGUGCUCGAGUGAUACAAAUAUCUGUGAACGUCAGGAGAAGCUUUUGCAGCCAGAUGUCCCGCAGCAUUCAAAUGCCAUGGCCAUGUCCAUUUCGUCGUCCACACCUGAACUUUCACAGUACAACGACCAGGCGGACCACCCAAAGCUAGUCAACUUAGUGCCCAAUCAAACUAUUAGCUUUGUUACUAUGAAAGAAAAAUUAAAAAGUCAGCUACGGUUUCAAGGGCAGCUCUACAGUGAUUUUUCCUCACUGGCCUCGCAGAAUCCUUACUUCAUGGUGCCAAGUGGUGUUGAGGACGAACAGGAGGGCCUCCACUUAGUCAUUUGUGUUCAUGGCCUUGAUGGCAAUAGUGCUGAUCUGAGGUUGAUAAAAACUUAUUUGGAAAUGUCACUUCCUGGUUACAAACUGGAAUUCCUGAUGUCAGAAAGGAACCAGGACACAUUCUCAGAUUUUGACACAAUGACGGAUCGACUGGUAAAGGAAGUUCUGUCCUAUAUUGAGAUGUUUUCCCUGCAGCCAAGCCGAAUCAGCUUUGUGGGCCAUUCCCUAGGAAACAUCAUCAUACGUUCAGCCCUAUCGCGUCCAGAGUUGGCUCCCUUUAUCAGCAAACUCUACACAUUCUUGUCCCUGUCUGGACCUCACCUAGGUACUCUGUACAACAACAGUGGCCUGGUCAACAUGGGGAUGUGGUUUAUGCAGAAGUGGAAGAAGUCGGGUUCCCUGCUUCAGUUAUCUCUCAAGGAUCACGCUGACCCUAGACAGACGUUUCUUUACAAACUCAGUAUGAAGCCAGGUUUGGAGCUGUUCAGGUACGUUCUUUUGGUGGGAUCUGCACAAGAUCGUUAUGUUCCAUUCCAUUCCUCACGGAUUGAGGUGUGUCGGCCAGCUCAGAGGGAUAACUCAACGUUUGGUGCUGUCUACUGUGAAAUGGUGGAGAACAUCAUGCGACCCAUCAUCCACAACUCUGGAACCACCCUCAUCCGCUAUGACGUAUUCCAUGCGCUGCCCAGCACAGCCAAUACCAUCAUUGGCAGAGCUGCUCAUAUUGCUGUCUUAGACUCGGAGCUCUUCAUAGAAAAAUUCCUCAUGGUGGCCGGCUUGAAAUACUUCCGAUGACAUCGUGUGAUCUGUCUGGAAAUAACGGUCAUUCAUUGUGAUCUUCUGGUAGAAAUUCAAAUCAGCCAUAUGUACAGUUGAUUUCCACAGUGUCUGAAACGUGGGACCUGUGGUUAUCUCAUUCUCUGUACCUUAAAUCUUGCCUCAGUGGAGAGUUUGACCCCAAAUAUCCAAAGAAAUCGAUUAAAGUUUAUUAUUAUAUGGCAUUUUGAAUUUUUUUUUUUUUUUUUUUUCUGGUGUCCAUGUCAACAACAGUGGCUUCAAGACACAUUAUGGUUAAGUAUUGAGUAUUGUGGCAAAAUAGUAAAAGGUAUUAGUAUGAAGUCUUGGUAGAUGAUGGUAUUGAUUUCAUUUGAUAUCUUAGAAGCACGGUUAUCAGUAUUCCUACCUGGCUUUGAAUACCCCGGCCUUUGUUUUCACUUUAUAAUACAAGUCUUUUUUCUGUUUGUCAGUUUGUGGCAUAUACCGAAUUUGUUAGUAUUCUAAGAGGAAUAAAAUCUCUAACAUUUUCAACACAUAAAUGGAUCAUGUGAAUACACCAGAUAAAGGCAGGAUAUUUGGAUGAACAACAAGUAAUACAACUUCAGUUAAGUCUAGUAACUUAGUAAUGGAUGUAGCCAUCAUUGAAUGGUUUAGACACCAAGUUGAAGGUAGGAUGCAGCUGCUUCAUGUGUUUGUCUGUGUUUUAAACUCAUACAAGCUGAAUGCCCGGUUUAGAUUGGGUUAAAAUGAGAGGAAUACUCGAGCAUAAUUUGUCUAGAUUGCUCAAUUAUAAUCCAGCCAGAUUUUGUUAAGCUUCCCUCACCAGUGAAUACGUUGUUGUUCUUCAUUCUUCCUGGCCAAGUGGUAUAGGUGGUUGACUUGUAUAAUUGAUGAUUUUGUACUAAACUGAGGCAGCAGGGUCAGAAACACAGUUUUUGUCCAAUUUUUUCCCCUUUUUUGUUGCCUCUAGACUAGUAAACUUUAGCACCAAUCAGAAUCGUUUCUUCAAAACACAAAUGCGCGAGCUCACCUCCUAAAAUCUAGGAGAGAAAAUUUGAUUGGAUGAGUUGGAUGAUUGGUGUAUUUCAGAUAUUAUUGAUCCUGAAGAGAGGGAGCAAGUUUUUUCUUCCCUCAGUAAGGUUAAGGUUACCAAUCUGAUUUGUAUUGUUUGAUAAAGGCAUACACGGCAUAUGCUUUGUUGAAGACAAAUCAUGAAGGGAGACCAGGAUAUUAUUUUUGGAGGUGUUUUUGGGUGUUCUCAACAUGUAGGAUGAUUAUGCAAGUGUUAAAUAUGAGAUAAAGUAGAAAAGCAUAUUUAAACUAAAACUUUCCAUAUGUUAUAAAUGCAACAAAAUGAAAGAGAAAAAAAAAGAAAAAAAAGAAAAUAGAUGAUAGUUUUCACUAAAACUGAAAAUAGUAAAAGUAAACCUGGAAGUUUUGUCAAAGUAUGUAUACUGGCAUUACCGGAAAUAUUGAAAUAAAAAAUAAAUGUUUUUCUUGAAUACACACUACAUUAUUUUGUAAGGCAUUUCAGUAGAUUUCCUAUAAAUACUUUAUUUUCUCCUGUUUUGUGUUUGUAGCAAGUCAGUGUACUAUGUACUUUAUAAAGUGUAAGUAUUGUAAGGCUUCACCUUCGGUAUAAGUUUAAUUUCUUUUGAAAAUUAAACAUUUUUCCUAAGUUUUGUACAAUUUUGUUAAUUUACCAAUGUUCACGUUUUAAUCACUAGUUUUUGUAUUUUUACUUGUAUGUGAGGUAUUAAUAUUUUGUUUUUUUAGUUUCUCUGUAUAGCAUGAAAUACGUAAAAAAAUUGUAAUUCCAAAAACUGAACUUACUUAGAAAUGUUUGUCAUCAAGAAAGCUGAAAGUGAAAUUUAUGGCUUGUUUUCAUGGUUUAUUCUAAUUGCUUUUUUAAAAUAAGAUAAAUGUAAGUUUGUGGAUUCCUAAUUCCCUGUCUUAGAACAUCAAAAUGUAAUUUGAUUAAUAAUAUUAUUUUCACUUCUCACAACACACUAAAAAAUGCAUGAAAAAUAUAGUCUAUUGUGGAUAAAUCAGUUACUGGUUCUUGCAUUAUGUUAUUAUAAUGUUCUGAAAAAAAGCAUAAACUAACAAAAAAGAAUGAUUGAAAGCACUAUUUAUUAUGAGGAAGUUAAAGGCCAUUUUUCCUCCCCUUACUAUGACAUCAAUGGGUUGUAUUACAAAGUUAUCAUAUGUUCAGGACCAGUGUGGUUGUCCCAUCAGAAAUUUGCCAUAGGUUAGCACAUGUAUGAAAACAUAUAGCAUAUGACUUUUAGUGGUUGUGCUUUCCUUCAAGUGUUUUUAAACAAGAAAUCCUAAUUUUAUUUAUUCACAGGAUAUAUGGAGUAUUCUUAUUAUGUUAUGUAUGAUUUGCUGUGAGUGAUUUUGAUUUUAUAUUUGAUAUUGUGUUAUGUUCAUGCCAUUUCACUCUGCAGUAUUAAUUUAUGCGAUAUUGUAUUUCAGCUAGUAGAACACUGAAAACUAUUUCCACUUCAGUGUAAAUAAAUAGAGGUAAAUGUUAACCAGGUAUGGGGUUGAGAUAAAUGACCAAAUGCAAUUCGGAUUAGUGAUGAAGCUUUCAUCACUAAAUGCUGAAUGUCUUUGUGCCUUGAUUAUCAGUAUGAGUUGUUAGACAGUCUUAUGUCUGUUGUAAACUUGAUCCUAGCUGUCUGAAGUCUUUUGAUGUCCAGACUGACUUAUCUGUAACUGGAUCUGUAGUAACGGCUUCUCCCAGCCCUCAAAAGUGCACUGAAAAAGGUUUUCUUAAAAUGUUGUACCAAUUGAGAAGCCUUAUUUUUUUCACCUUACUUUGAACAGAAGAAGAGAAAUCACAGAGGAGCAUGUAAUCAGUUACAAGGCAUUUGGUUAGCUUUUUUGGAAGUGAACAAUUUCCUAAUGAGAGUUAAAAUAGCAAGACUUUGAAAUUUUGUUCAUACUAAGAAAAUAUCAGGAAGUCAUUAUUUUGUCAAUCCAGCAAGAAUUAUUUUCUUUAAUUCUUUUACAAAAUUUCUUCCUUUCUAGGGAGGCCAAAUUUCUUUCAAGUUUUAAAACUAUAUCUCAAGCGUAUGAUAUUUAGUACUAUGCAAAGGAAGCUCCAGAUUGUCCUUGAUCUGUAUAAGGGAAUAUGGUGGUUUUCUCUAUUAAGAAAAACAUGUUUACUUUAAAACCCCUUUUUGAUUGGAGGGAUAGUGAGAGAAAGAAUCAAUUUUAACUAAAAUAUUCCUACGCAAACAAGAAUUGGAUUGCAGAAAUAGUAGGUGUGCUGUGAAUAGAGUUUACUUCAGAUGACUAGUCAGUUUGGGUAAGAGCUGAAUCAUGACUGAGAUUGAAUCAAGACCCAGUUAAACUGUUAAAGCUCCUUGGGGACUUCAAACUUAUGGUAAGGAGAAAAGGCAAGGCAACAUGAAUACAAAGCUGACAGCAUCAUUGUGUCCUUAUAUGAGAUGACAGAUAUUGUAAGGCAAGAAAAUAAUGAUAAGACAAACUGCUUCUGUGUGAAAGUAGACCCUAAUGUUGUUUUGAGUAGUAUUCCUUUGACUUUACCAAUGUUGAGUUUAUUUAACUGUCUGCCAUCCUUGGCUUAAGGAUACCAUACUAUAUGUAAAUGUAUGUAAUACCUUCAGUGGAUUUAUCUGUAGUGUGAAAUUUGAUGAAGCCUGUCAAACUAUAUGUUACAGAGUUGUGCCCCUUUCAUAAAGUACUUCCCAAUUUAUUCUCUGGAGCUCUUGUGACGAUAAACAGAGACGGUGUACUUUGGUAGAUUUUGGUUAGCAACAUUUUUUUUUUAUUUAUAUAAAUUUUUUGAAGCUUGCUACAUAUAAAUGAAAUUGUAUGAAUGAACAGUUUAUUAAAUGACAGUGUGCAGUUCUGUUAGCAGUGUGCUGAUCAAUGUCUUUGUUACAAUGGUAGCAUAUACAACUGUAUUUAACCUAGAAUUUCACCCAUGGCUGAAGUUGCAUAUUUUUCCUGAAUCUGAGAAUUCUGUUGAUAGUAAUAUGUUAUGCUGUUAAUAUGUCUCUAUAAAUACACUUCAUUGGAUGAAUUUUUAUGGCAAAUACAUUUAAGGUGCAAUUCUGUGACAAAAUGAGUAUUACUUGGUCUGAAGUAGACCAAUUAUGAGUUGACUUGCUCUGUCGUCAUCUAUGUUGUGUGUUUUGAGUGGGCAAUAGGUUGUUACUUUUAUGCAUGUUACUGCAUUUAUGCAGUUAAGUUGCAAGUUAUUUGGAGAAUAAACAUACUGUCAAGAUACAUAUAGAAAUAGAUAAAAAAAUUAGAGUUGAAUCAACACAGUUCAGUUUUGCAAAAUGUUGCCUGCUGUUUCAUAGAAAGACUCUAUUCUGUAUUCAGUAUUUUGACCUAUAAGCAUGUUAUGUAUUUUAACCUUGGGAGCAAACCUGUCCCUUCGUGUGCGAGAACACUAAUAUUACAUCUAUUAAGAAGGUUCAAUUCUAGUCAUGUUCAUACGUGUCACAAGUUUGACAAGCAUUUAUAAAUACAUCCUAAUAAGAUACUUAAUAGUGUAUGUAGCAUAAUUGGGUGUGAUAAUAUUGAUAUUUUAGACCUAAAAAUCAUGCUGGGCAGCUUGAGGGGUUUUUUUUAAGUACUUACAAGCCAAAUGUUUUGUCAAGAGAGAUAUGGAGGUGUGAUUUUGUCAUGGUGAGUCACUUAGUUAUUCAUUCUGGGCAGAAGUAUUUAAUCAGAAUGUGUUGUUUUGUUUUUUUUUGUAGACUCUCAGUGAUUCGCUUGCAAGCAUUCAUAACUGCUACAAUGACAUAAUGUUUGAGUGUUAAGGUUAACCUAGUUAAAAGCAUUUGAAAUAUUGGUUAUUCUGGUAGUCUGUUUGACCAUAAUAGGGUCCAGUGACAGGACUCAUCUUUUAGAAAAUUGGUAUGACGGGCCUUCACUUGUGAAUCCAUGCCUAUCCACGUACAAGUAUUUAAAAUGUAAAACCUCAGAGUAGGGCUACAUGUAUAAUUGCAAUGGCAGACAUCAUAUGACCUUUAUAUUAUGGUCACAAGAGGUUAUUAGAGAAUCCAAUAUUAUCAUCAUUAUCUUUUAAGUUUGCCAGAAGCUUAGUGACGAACUGGUUACAACACAUGUGUUAUAACGUGGGAUGGGAGCAGAGAUCUGGUGAAAAUAACUAGCUGUCUCUGUUAUCUGUGGAACAGCCUAUACCCAUAUUUAUCUCUAUGCUUAGACCGAUUCACUGACUACAGACAGAUCCAGAUUUAUUGCCCAUGGACCAGGUCCACAAACUAGUUUUACUUCAGUCAAAGUUUUUAAUGUGAUGUAUACGCAUAAUUUUAGACCCUAUCAAGGGUUAAAUGUGGAAAAACCUGAGAAAUGUUGUAUUUAGACAAAUCUAUCCCAAUUUGAACUUCAGUAUCAUGCAAGAAGUUUUAAAUUUAGUAAAAAAAUUGCUCUGUGGAACUGAACCCAGAUACUGUUGUCAUCACAUUAUUGUGCAUUGAUGCGAGUUUUGUUUGUGGAGACAAACUCCUGUCACAUUGACGUCUCAAGUGAGGUUCCUAAAUGUUGAAAUAAAACACAAAACAGGUUAGGUUUUACAAUUUCACUGUAUAUGUGAAAUUAGAAUAUUAAGCAAUUCAUGUUGCAAUAUUUGCGGGCUGGAACUAACAGGGUUUUCAUUUAAAGUUGGAGGAGAAGGUAAGAGUUCAAAAGUAGGUGGUUGAAUUGAAAACGGUUAUGUCACAGUUACUAUUGAUUUACAUUGUAAGAACAUUCAAAGUAGACAACUUAACAGGGAGAGCAGAACACAGCUAUCUGCAGCCUGCUACUUGCCCGUUUUGAACACCAUGGACUAAUCCUAAUGGAUUGUCACAGCUUUAAUAUCCUACAUUUGAUGUGAGCUCCCUGAACAAAUCACAGUGACAAUGUCAGUUAUAUACUGUCAGGACUGUAGUUCAAUUGGCCUCAAUUUCACUCAAGUCUGAUGUACUGUCAAGACUGUAGUUCACAUUGGCCUCAAUUUCAGUCAAGUCUGAUGUACUGUCAAGACUGUAGUUCAGUUUCACUCAAGUCUAAUGUACUUUCAGGACUGUAGUUCAAUUGGCCUCAAUUUCACUUAAGUCUCAUGUACUGUCAAGACUGUAGUUCAGUUUCACUCAAGUCUAAUGUACUGUCAGGACUGUACUUCACAUUGGCCUCAAUUUCAGUCAAAUCUGAUGUACUGUCAAGACUAGUUCAGUUUCACUCAAGUCUAAUGUACUUUCAGGACUGUAGUUCACAUUGGCCACAAUUUCACUCAAGUUCUCAUGUACUGUCAGGACUGUUGUUCACAUUGCCCUCAAUUUCUCAAGUCACAUCUAAUAUGCACCCCCACUAUUUAUGGUAAAUGACCUAAAAUUUGCCCAGAAGUUGCACAUUUUACCCGAUUCUCGGAGUCUUAUUGAUCUUAGGGUUACUUGAAAAAUAUAUGUUUCAGCUGUGAAGUAAUGUUUUGUGACAUUAUUUACCUCCAAAAAUGCACUUUUUUGGGUAAGUUUUAGGACAUUUACUCUGCAUGUACGUGUCACAAGUAUGAGAUCUGAAGGAACACCUAGGCUAGCCUCAGCCUGUCUGACAACACUUCUUUAGUUGGACAUUCCAGUUGAAUUCUGAUAAGGCAUUAAUGCAUAAUCCAACCUUUUCACAUUAGCAAGAUGCUUAUUCAAGCCUGUUGUGAGGGCAUUGUGCACUCUGAUAACAUUACCCUUCUUGUGAAGCCCUGAAAUUGGCUGACCCAACCAGUGUAGUUUUGUUUCCAAAAUCAAAUUAAAAAGGUGCAUUCAUGUAAAUCACACUGAAAGUUGCUGGUACAACCAUGAAAAAGUUGAAGAAUUGAUGGUACUAAGAUUUUGAACCCCUCCAAACAUAGUAGAGUCAGGGGCUGGUUUGGAGGCAGGUAUUGCUUUGCAUCUGGUGAGAGACAAGUCAGUAGAAGGUAAUGAAGGCUACCAGAUCUGAGAUUAAUGAGAUGGACUUCAUGCAAAGCAAUAAUCGGUCAUGUUCAUGUUUUAUGUGCCCAUUUGUAAACUAUGGGAUAAAGAACACACAAAGUUUUUGCCAAAUGCAUUACUGCAAGAUGUAUAAUAACUUCUUCUGCUUGGCAUAACUAUACAUACAUAUAUGAUAUAUAUAUAUUUUAUAUGAAUGUUUAUACUUGCCUGUGCGUACACUUUUGUGUUGACUAGUAAGCUGUGUAUAUCUAUAAAGGAAAAAAUAGCAAAGCUACAUGUACAUUCGCCUAUCUCUGUGUGAAAAAUGACAUACUGUUGUAAACCCAAGCCAGGUCUGACACGUGGAUGUUAUUUACGUGUACUUAUACAUUCAAAUCAUGUUUGCCAAUAUUGUCCGUCUCAUGCAUAUUCAUGAUGUAAUUCUUGUACAGUUUUGUACUCCCU